AUGCCGAACCCAGCGCCGAAAGAAGAUACAUGGGCGUUUCAGCCGAUUGGAGCACCGUUCCCGCCGAGUCCCGUCAAGUGUAUGGGCGAGCAGAACAUGUACGUCGCUCUGUGGUACAAACACGGAAAACCGAUUCAUGGACGUUCGUGGAACAACGGUGGAGUUGUCGAGUGCUCGUUCCCGUACAAGCAAGCCGAGUUGACCACCAAACAACAGUUGGAGGGACAGAUCCAGGUGUUGCAGUAUGUUGGAGACCAUAAUGAUCAAGGUUUCUGGUAUGAGUGGAUCAAGUACAAGGACCGCAUCGAGAAGCUCGACGACAAGCACCAACUCGUCCGCUGUGGAGACUCCUUCCCGAUCUUCUGGAAGCGCGCCGAAGGAAAUCUCCUCGGAUACGUUGACAACAAGACCGAGGAAGCUUGGUUCUCGUUCAACGGAAAAGUCAUCAAACAGCUGGGACCCCAACUCAAUGACAUGUACAUUAUCACCCGUAACUGCAUCGGUGGACCGCCAAGUUGUACUUGCGCCGCCUGUGGAGGACAGCCACGUGGACCGAAGGUUGUGAGAGAUGAAUGGAUGGACAUUCGUGAGGGAGACGCUUGGCCAACCAACAAGCAGCUGGUUCGUGCGUUGGACAAGUCGCUGGACACGUUGCCGGGUGUCGCUGCCGAUCAAUAUGUCGCACUUUGGUACAUGCAAGGAGAGCCGGUGAUGGGACGUGUUUGGAAUGAGGGUGGAAAGAUUGCUGCCAACUUCUCCUGGUUCAACAACGAAUACUGCAAGAAUGUCGGAUCCAUCCAACUCCUCGUCCACCUUCCAGACACUGUUCGUGGCUACGACUACGGUUGGAUUCCAUUCCCAGAGGCUGCCAAGUUCGGAGACAAGGAAUGGCACCCGGUCCAUGUCAACAACCACAAGGGAGACAUCUCUGUCGGAGUCGUCAACGUCGCCGGAGGAAAACAGAUACUCGCCAAGGUCGACGUCCGUAACGAGUCGUACGGAUAUGGUUACCAAGGAAAGGAGGUGUCUGCUCGUGGACCGGCUUGCGCUUCCAGCACCAUUGUUCUCUGCCGUAAGGCCAAACCAGGACACAAGUUGGACGGAUAA
Molecule: messenger RNA, 1107 nt
Organism: Caenorhabditis briggsae
Lineage: Eukaryota; Metazoa; Nematoda; Chromadorea; Rhabditida; Rhabditidae
Exons: 3
Coding region: 1-1107 (368 amino acids)
Source: RefSeq, a predicted model, not a curated record